UCCUCCCUCGAUCAGGCUUUAUAAGUGAGAGAGCUCAGGACAGGUUGCUCCCAAAGUGAGUGUUCACUCCGUCUUUACGCGGGUUUUUAAACAUGCUUUUAAAGGCCAUCGUGCAGAGAGGAUGCAGCAAACAAGACUGAUGAUGCUGUCAAGGUCACUCGUCUAUAUCGGACAAUUUAGUUCUAAGAAAUAACUUUAAAUUUGUCACCAUCGAAAGAGUUGUAAUUUUAUUUUAUUUCUUUUAACGUAUUUAAAACAUACAAAUAUUUUUAUAAGAUUUUGGUCGUCUGAGAUCCGCCUUACCCUCUCCGGGCAGCGUGUCUACACUACGCCGCCAUGUGUGCGCUGCUGCCGGCUUGGCUGUGCCUGGUGCUCGUAUUCCUGCCUCUGGAGAUCCAGUCCCGCGCUGUGACGGUGCAGAGCCUGACCCACAGACACAGGUUGAACUUACCCAGAUCUUCUAAAUACCCAAAGUAUUCGUCCACCACCAUCAUGCCUGCUGCGUCUGCCCUGCCGGUUGCCAUUUACAACCACAUCACACAGGGAGACAGACAUAUCACCUGGAGGGCCCGGCUUUACAAAGAGCCACCACAAAGGUUGUCCAACUUGUUGUUUGACCAACCUGUGGUACAGGAACCGCUGGCCUGGCAGCGUGGAUCACGAGGUCGUCGGCAUGCCAACAGUGGUGGCGGCAGAGGCCAUGGACAUCUGAUGAGGGUGGGGUGUGUCCUGGGCACCUGUCAGGUUCAGAACCUCAGCCACCGUCUCUACCAGCUGAUUGGACAAAGUGGGCGGGAAGACUCAUCCCCCAUUAACCCUCGCAGUCCUCACAGCUACGGCUAACACCACAGCUCGAAUCUAGCGAGACGCCUUUAUCGACAAACGUUGGCAAGUUACCCAUCUCAGCCGCUUGGUAGUAAAAGGAUCAUUAUGGUUUCCACCACCUUAUUGUUUUUAACUGUCAUUCUGGUCUGUAAUAAUAACAUUAUACUCAUCAAAUCAAUAGCUGAGUCCUUGGAAUGUGGCGACAUUGGCUGAAAAAAGUCAUCGCACAUUAGCUGCUCACCACCAAACAGGACACAGACACACAGUUGCUAGCUGGCAAACACAGUGGAGCAUGUAGCAGCUAAAAUGUAGUAGUGUGAAGUCAUUGUGGUAUAAGAUAACAUGCAAGUAUAUUAGUGUGAUAGCUAGCUUAGCACUAGCUUAGCUGGCCCAGUCAAACACACGACCCUUGCUUUGCAGGCUGUAUCAGUGCCCUAAGAGUGUUGGUAUGCAGGUAAACUUUCUGGUUUAGCUUAUUAUCAUCAAUAUUCAAGAUGUACUCACAUUUGGUUUUAUAUCCAAAUAGUAGUUUACAUAAACUGACUACACAUUUGGCUCGUUUGAUCCUUUCACUAAGAAGAAUUUCUCUGACGUAAUGAUGUUACCAUGUUUCCUGAUCUAAGCAGUUUAUUCUAGUGAGGACAACAUUAUUAUAAGCAGAAUUUCCCAGAAUUCCCUUCAAGAGCACAGCAUUGUUGCCCUUUACUGCCAGUUUGCCUCAGUGAAACUAGAGUUCUAGGUGAUUUGGCACCUGUAACAAAGUAACAAACGCUUAGACACUAUGAAUAAAAAGCUUCUGUCAAAGUGGCCUGUCUGACUGUCUACUGUCGUCAUCAGUGAUGAUCCUGCUGAUCUGAAUUUACCUGAGCUGAGAACUAAUCCACCAGGCCUCUCAAAAGUACAGUCGUCUCCCUGGGCAGUAGCUCUACUUCAGUGUGGACGGAAACCAAAAAUAACCUCCAGUCAAACCCAGUUAACCCUUCACCCAAAACCCCACCGUGCACACAAUUAGCCAAAAUAACCGCUAACCCUAAUCCAUGAACUGUCUGCAUGCUUCUUAACAGACACUUUGCCUCUUAAUAAGUGAACCAGAGAGGACAACUUCUGCUGAAUGCUUUUUACCUGCAAAUUGUAAAUCUAUGAUAAAUUGUUUUGAUUCUUGUCACUAUCAAGUCUGUUUUUAAGCCUUCAAUUGAUUUAAUCAUUUCCAAGGCCUUAUAAUGUUUUGCCUUUUGCAUGUUCAAAUUAAACAUCAGAGUAGAUGUUGAUUAUUAAAGUGUUAUGUGAAGCUUUAUG
This is a messenger RNA of Scatophagus argus, 2121 nucleotides long. It is a transcript of the gene adm2b, whose product is annotated as adrenomedullin 2b. Gene Ontology annotation, cellular component: extracellular region. Gene Ontology annotation, molecular function: hormone activity. Gene Ontology annotation, biological process: regulation of systemic arterial blood pressure; positive regulation of heart rate; adenylate cyclase-activating G protein-coupled receptor signaling pathway. The coding region runs from base 337 to 843 and encodes 168 amino acids. The transcript has 2 exons. Lineage: Eukaryota; Metazoa; Chordata; Actinopteri; Scatophagidae. The record is from RefSeq and is a predicted model, not a curated record.